AAAAUAAAAACUUGAAUUAAAAAUAUUUUUAUAUAAAAAAAACAAUAUUAUCAAAAAAUUUUAAUCAAUUUUAAAGAUAGUUUUCAAUUAAUAAUGAGUGCGUGCUUAAAUCAAUUUGGACUCGCUGAUAUUAAUUGUACCGUAAUGGUUGACGAAAAUAAUAUUGCAUUUGUUUACAAUGAUAUGGUCCAACAUCUUGUCGCAAAUUUAACCAUGGGUAUUGAUUAUAAUCCAUGGAUAUUUGCGGCAUUGGGUUCCACAUUAAUUGGCCUUAGUGGUGUUUUCCCGCUUUUAAUUAUUUCCAUUGAUGAUGGCAUUAACAUGAAAAAUGGUGCUGGAGGUCAUCAACUAAAAGUCCUUUUGAGUUUUGCCGUAGGUGGUUUACUUGGUGAUGUUUUCUUACAUUUAUUACCAGAAGCAUGGGCCAACGAUGCUAAAUUUAAUUCAAAACAUGGCGGCUUAUCAAGUGGAAUAAUUUUAUUAUGUGGAAUGCUUUUAUUCAUUGUUAUCGAAAAAUUAUUUUCUGGUAUAAACAAUCAAGACGACAGUACAAAUGAACAAAUUGUUGAAAAAAAAGAAAAUGUGGAAAAUUUAAAUAAUAAUAUUAAGAUCGACAAAGAAAAUUUACAAAAUGGUUACACAAAAUUAAGUAAUAAUGGUUUUAUCACAAAAACUACAUAUCAUGAACCCACCGUUGUCAGUGCAGUCAAACCUCAUCAGUUUAAACAUGUAUCUGGCUAUUUAAAUUUAAUGGCAAAUUCAAUCGAUAACUUUACACAUGGUUUAGCUGUUGGCGGAUCAUUUUUAAUUUCGUUACGUUUGGGUAUGUUUACAACAGUUGCAAUUCUAGUCCAUGAAAUCCCACACGAAAUUGGUGAUUUCGCCAUCUUAUUAAAGUCUGGUUUUUCACGAUGGGAAGCCGCCAAAGCACAAUUAUGCACGGCUAGUGGUGGAAUGAUUGGUGCGUUAGUUGCUGUUGCUUCAAGUGGAGGAGUUGUCGAAGGUCAAACAUCUUGGAUAUUACCAUUUACAGCCGGUGGAUUUUUACAUAUAGCAUUAGUAACAGUUUUACCAGAUUUAAUAAAAGAAGAAAAUUCAAAAGAAUCCAUUAAACAAUUUUUAGCUUUAAUAUUUGGAAUUAUAGUUAUGGCCGCAAUGACAAUGAUUGAGUAGAAAUAUGAACUCUUACUUUUUUUUAAUGUACAAAUGUUUAUUAUUAAUUUAAACAAAUUAAAACAAUAUUCUGAGGAAAAAGAAAAAAGAAAUAAAAAUUGCUUGGAUUAUUUCACUUAAAUAUCAUGGUCUUUUGAGUGUAAUAUACUUUCGAAGUUCUUGAGGAAUCAAUUCCAAUUUGAAAUACAGCAGAUAGAAUUAUUGACCAGGCUGUAUAUAAUAUUUAAGAGUUUAGACUGAGUAUGCAUAUUUCGUUUUAAAUUCGAGAUAAUCAAAAAGAUUACAAACUAAUAUUAAAUCUCUUUCAAACCUUGACCAAGCACCAAAGAGAGGGUAUUUCAAUCCAAAUGUACCUGUGGGGAGUAGUCGUAGAUUUUUGACGAGUCGCCAUCUUCAUGUUGAGAAUUAAAACUUUUCAGAUCACUCUCUUAUUAUGUGGCGAGAAUACUUUGAAUUUCGAAAAGAAGUCACACGCGAAAUCGACUGGAUCGAUAAAUUAUUUAAGAGAAUUAUUUUUUCAUCAACGUAGCUUACAAUUGUCUGCUCAGCUUGUUUUAUUUAACACGAUCUCGAAAAAGAUUCUGACCCAAAAAUUUUUUAUAGGCUAUAAAAGACCAUGAUUUUUAAAAUAAUAAAUUAUUUUUCUAGUAGACAAAUAAAAAAAAAUGUAUAUAUUAAUUUUUAUUAAAGACAGUAUUUUUACACUCAACCGUGCAGAGAAAUUAAGAGGAAAAGGUACCAAAACUAUCAGAAAAUUUUAGACUGUUUUAUAUCAAAUU
This is a messenger RNA of Chrysoperla carnea, 1952 nucleotides long. It is a transcript of the gene Zip99C, whose product is annotated as zinc transporter ZIP13 homolog. The record is from RefSeq and is a predicted model, not a curated record. Gene Ontology annotation, cellular component: membrane. Gene Ontology annotation, molecular function: zinc ion transmembrane transporter activity. Gene Ontology annotation, biological process: intracellular zinc ion homeostasis; zinc ion transmembrane transport. The transcript has 5 exons. The coding region runs from base 94 to 1173 and encodes 359 amino acids. NCBI's taxonomy places the organism in Eukaryota, Metazoa, Arthropoda, Insecta, Neuroptera, Chrysopidae.